AUGAACCCAUCAAAGGACGACGACGUUCCCACCCCUUCUUCGCCAUUACGGCGGGAACGAGCCCCUACAAUCACAAUCGAUACGUCUGCCGUCAGCUCUACGCUGAACAUUACGGAACCCGACACAGCAGUGGAAGCACCGCAGCUCGGGAAUCAGCCAGUAGGCGCGAGUAACGAUGUCGAAUCGAGGGAGGUCCAGGGCUCUCCGCCAGGCUCUCACACGGACGGCAAUUUGAGCCCUUCGACGGAGAGAGGAGAAAGAGAACCCCGGCCGAUAUCACCACAUAAUGUCUCCUCGCCAACUGCACGGUUUGCUGACCCGAAUUCACAAAACUUCCUAUCCGUUCCAGGGACGAGAUCAAGGGGGAAUUCUCUCGACUCCGAAGAUGCCAACUCACCCCAUUCGUUUGGCAGCGAGACCUGUGUCCCUUCGUCUCCAUCUACGGGUGAACACCCGGACAAGGGAGCGAUGAAAACGGGUGCAGAUGUGAGGAAUGAUCCAGAUGCCCUGAAGCCGGACCCAAACACAGAGGAUGACUUCGAGGUGGAGAACAACAAAUUCGCGUUCUCACCGGGUCAAUUGAACAAGCUUCUCAGCCCAAAGAGUCUUUCUGCUUUCUAUGCUCUUGGAGGCCUGGCAGGGUUGGAGAAGGGUCUACGAACUAACCGAUCAACAGGACUCAGCGUUGAUGAAACUGUUCUAGACGGUACUGUGUCUUUCGAAGAGGCAACCAGUGCUGGCACUCCCGAACAUACCCCAAAACCAUCUGCAAAGGUCAUGAGCAUGAAGUCUAAUGCUGAAGAAGUUUCAAAGACCAGUAAUGGAUUUGCCGACCGCAAGCGUAUUUUCAGUGACAACAGACUCCCUGCGAGGAAAACGAAGUCAAUUUGGGAACUUGCCUGGAUCGCCUAUAACGACAAUGUCCUGAUUCUUCUAUCCGUCGCCGCCGUGGUGUCCUUAGCUUUGGGUAUCUAUCAAUCUAUCACUGCCACCGGAAACGAGGCCAGAGUGCAGUGGGUCGAAGGUGUUGCAAUCAUGGUCGCUAUCGUGGUAGUUGUGGUCGUCGGAGCGGCCAACGAUUGGCAGAAGGAAAGGCAAUUCGUGAAACUGAAUGAAAAGAAAGAGGAUCGCAACGUCAAGGUCAUCCGAUCCGGCAAAUCAAUCGAAAUCUCAGUUCACGAUAUUCUGGCAGGAGACAUCAUGCAUCUUGAGCCUGGAGACAUGGUGCCGGUCGACGGUAUUUUUCUAGAGGGCCAUAACGUCAAGUGUGAUGAAUCCUCUGCAACCGGUGAAUCCGAUGUGCUUCGAAAGACUCCCGGAGACGUUGUAUAUCGUGCCAUUGAAAACCAAGAACCUCUCGCGAAACUGGACCCGUUUAUCUUGUCUGGUGCUAAGGUGUCAGAGGGUGUGGGCACAUUCCUCGUUACGUCCACCGGUGUCAAUUCGUCUUAUGGUAAAACGAUGCUUUCUCUACAGGAUGAAGGCCAAACAACUCCCCUCCAGCUAAAGCUGAAUCUGCUUGCCGAGUAUAUCGCUAAGUUGGGUCUUACCGCUGGUCUCGUCCUCUUCGUCGUCCUGUUUAUCAAGUUCCUCGUCCACCUGAAAAGUAUCCAAGGCGCCACAGCCAAGGGUCAGGCAUUCCUACAAAUUUUUAUCAUGGCGGUAACCGUGAUUGUCGUUGCCGUGCCCGAAGGAUUGCCUCUUGCCGUUACUCUUGCACUUGCAUUCGCAACAACUCGAAUGUUGAAGGAUAACAACCUAGUCAGGCUACUCCGGGCUUGUGAGACUAUGGGAAACGCAACUACUAUCUGCUCAGAUAAAACUGGGACUUUAACACAGAAUAAGAUGACGGUUGUUGCUGGAACCUUUGGAACCACAACCAACUUCAGCGUAAACAAUUCAUUAGCUCAACCCGGCGAGAACGAUCAAGCGCAAUCCACCGAGACAAACGAUGUCGCUCCCGCUGACUGUAUUGCAUCUCUAUCGCCCUCUGUGAAGGAACUCCUGCUGAAUUCCAUUGUUUUGAACUCGACAGCCUUUGAAAGUGAUGAAAACGGAUCAACUACAUUCAUUGGCUCCAAGACAGAAACUGCAUUGCUCAGCUUCGCACACGACUAUCUAGCCCUAGGAUCUUUGAACGAGGCAAGGUCCAAUGCUGAAAUCGUCCAGCUAGUACCAUUCGAUUCUGGCCGUAAAUGUAUGGCUGCCGUUGUUAAGCUCCCGAACGGGAAGUUUAGGAUGCUCGUCAAGGGUGCUUCGGAAAUUCUUAUUGGAAAAUGCACGAAAAUUGUUCCUGACCCGACUCAUGACCUGACCGAAACUGCACUCACCGAAGAGGAGCGAGUUGCAUUGGGCAGUGUGGUUGAACAAUAUGCCUCCCGCUCUCUCCGAACUAUUGGAAUGAUCUAUCGUGAUUUCGAACAGUGGCCGCCACAGGGUGCACCAACCCAGAAGGAAGACCGCCAAUUAGUGGUAUUUGAAAAAGUUUUCGACCACAUGGUGUUUUUAGGUGUUGUUGGUAUUCAAGACCCGCUUCGCCCUGGCGUGAGCGAGUCUGUCCUUCAAUGCCAGAAGGCCGGUGUUUUCGUCAGGAUGGUAACAGGAGACAAUCUCAUGACUGCAAAGGCCAUCGCACAAGAUUGCGGUAUCUUUACUCCCGGAGGUCUGGCAAUCGAAGGACCGGUAUUCAGAAAACUAAGCUCCCACCAAAUGAAUCAGGUUAUUCCACGACUACAAGUACUCGCCAGAUCAAGCCCAGAAGAUAAGAGAGUUCUCGUUGCGCAACUAAGAAAGCUAGGAGAGACAGUGGCUGUGACCGGUGACGGAACCAAUGACGCACCAGCCCUCAAAGGCGCAGAUGUCGGAUUCUCCAUGGGUAUUGCUGGAACAGAAGUCGCAAAAGAGGCGUCGGCCAUCAUCUUGAUGGACGACAAUUUCAACUCGAUCGUGAAAGCUAUAUCCUGGGGUCGGACCGUCAACGAUGCCGUCAAGAAAUUCUUACAGUUCCAAAUUACCGUCAACAUCACUGCUGUUGUGCUGACAUUUGUCUCUGCCGUGGCCAGUAACGAUGAAGAGUCUGUUCUCACUGCCGUCCAGCUGCUCUGGGUGAAUUUGAUCAUGGACACCUUCGCUGCACUUGCACUGGCCACCGAUCCUCCCACGGACACUAUUCUAGAUCGCAAGCCGGAGCCCAAGUCCUCUCCACUAAUUACCCUUACGAUGUGGAAGAUGAUAAUCGGCCAAUUUAUUUACCAGCUUAUCGUCACUUUCAUUCUAAACUUUGCUGGAAGAAGCAUCCUAAAUGUUGGUCCCACCGAAAAGGACGACAGAGUGUUCAAGGCUCUUAUCUUCAAUGCCUUCGUUUGGAUGCAGAUUUUCAACCAAUAUAACUCUCGCCGAAUCGAUAACAAGCUAAAUAUCUUCGAAGGAAUUCUUCGAAAUAAGUGGUUUGUUGGCAUCCAGUUUAUUAUCGUCGGUGGUCAGGUCCUUAUCAUAUUCAUUGGUGGCCAGGCCUUCUCAGUCGAACGUCUUGGCGGAAGAGACUGGGGUAUCUCCAUUAUCCUCGGACUCAUCUCUAUUCCUGUCGGCGUCCUCGUUCGAUUAAUUCCAGAUAGCUUCAUUCGGAUGCUCAUACCUAGCUACUUUCGGCGGAAACAGGAGAAACCACAAGUAUAUGUCUCUGAUGAGGAGCAGCGAUAUGAAUGGAACCCUGCCUUGGAGGAGAUUAGAGACCAACUUACAUUCCUCAAGAAGAUACGGGGCGGUCGAUUGAAUACUUUGAAGUAUAAGCUGCAACAUCCAGAAACUCUCAUCCCACGCUCUCGAAGUAACUCCAGAUCAUCGGUCCCACAAACGCCACAAGGAGAUGACCAGGAACAAGGAGGCAAUACUCUUCCUCCGACUCCAAGUUCUAGGAACCGUUCACGAUCGAACUCUGCCUUCGGUCCUGCUGCAGCCAUGGCUGGUGUAGUGGCAGGAAGCAUAGCAGGUUGGUCUCCCGUUGGCCGACCAGCAGGCGAACCAGAGUCGGUUAAAUUCUCAGGCACCGGACGACAUUCUGGUUUAGACCAGCAGGAAGGUAUCGAGGUCCAUCCUGGCACACGAGAGGACGACCCUAUUAUCACCGAGUACUCGCACACAAGCAAGGUGCCACCAAGCCAGAAUCCUGACCUUACUCCGGAAUUCUCUCACACUCUCCCAGAGCCAUCUGAGGGAAGAGGAAGGUCAGGUUCUCACCGUUCGAAAAUCUCAGCACGCAGCAACGCAAGCCAGAAGUGA
Arthroderma uncinatum is the source of this 4278-nucleotide messenger RNA. RefSeq lists its product as uncharacterized. Gene Ontology annotation, cellular component: membrane; intracellular membrane-bounded organelle. Gene Ontology annotation, biological process: intracellular calcium ion homeostasis; calcium ion transmembrane transport. The record is from RefSeq and is a predicted model, not a curated record. Gene Ontology annotation, molecular function: P-type calcium transporter activity; ATP hydrolysis activity; ATP binding. The coding region runs from base 1 to 4278 and encodes 1425 amino acids. The transcript has a single exon. Lineage: Eukaryota; Fungi; Ascomycota; Eurotiomycetes; Onygenales; Arthrodermataceae.